Messenger RNA from Candida dubliniensis CD36, 2328 nucleotides. RefSeq lists its product as uncharacterized. The transcript has a single exon. The record is from RefSeq and is a predicted model, not a curated record. Bases 1 to 2328 code for a protein of 775 amino acids. Lineage: Eukaryota; Fungi; Ascomycota; Pichiomycetes; Serinales; Debaryomycetaceae.
AUGUCCGACGAAAUAUUUAUACAAAUAAUUGAGAAUGAGAAUAUUCAAGACAAGUCAACGAAGGACGUAUUGCUCAGAUUCCUUUGCAGCCACGAGUUGGAUAAAGCUGAUGGGCACAAGCUCAUUGAUCAAUUGGCAAAGAUUUCUCACAAUCCCCAGUAUUCAAAGAUUUUAUAUCAAUUGUUAAUGGAAUAUCCUGAUCAAGUUAUUAAAUGCUUUGAAAGAGUGAAUGACGAAGCAGCAAUUAUAAUCACCAACAUUUUAGGUGUCAAUAGUGAAUCUGAAGAGAUUAUGCAGAAGUUGUAUUCCAGCCUAAGAUGGAUUAUGAAAUCUGGUGUGAAUUUGCCAUUCUACUUGAAUGUAUAUAGCUCAUUGAUCACCCAUUCUAAAAUCACAAAUCCAGAGCAUUUAAACUUAUUUUUAACAUUUGUGAACGAACAAAAUGAAGAUGUUAACCGAGGGGUAUUGGUGUUGGUGAUACAGAACUUGCAACUACAAAAAAAGAAAACUUCAGACAUAAUAUCAGAUUAUCUAGAAAUGGUAAUGGAUGAAGAUGAUUUAAGUUACAACAACUUUGUUAAUUUUGUAUCUGUUCAAGCUAUGUGUUUUCCAAUUGCCCCUGAAAUAUGCGCUCCAAUAUACCAGCACGAUAGAACCAGAAACCAUUUGUUACAACGCAUAAACUAUAUUAUCAAGGGCGAGGACAUACCUUUAGCUAUACCGAUAUUGAAAUUAAUUGCAGCCUCAUGUAUUGUCGAGAAUUGUCGAAAUUAUACUGUUUCGAACUAUCUUAAGUUCUUGACACAGGGGUGCACAAUCAAUAAUGACCAAAUCCAGGUCAUUUCAAGUGUGACCAUCAGCAAACUAUUGAAAUUACUCGAAGUUGAAAAAAAAGAUACCGAGAUAAGUACACUUGAUUUAGCUGAAAUUUUGAUAAAUUACUUCAAACACGCUGAGGCUUUUGAUGAAUAUGUCGAGUUUUCCGUAGAAGGGUUAAUGUACUUGUCAUUGUAUUGGAAAGUAAGAGAGUUAAUUCGAAUGGAUGUGAGUUUAAUCAAACUAUUUCUUGCAAGACUUAAAGAGACAUCGACAGAUUCCACCACCAUUAAUACAUCAUUUCAAUAUGGUGUGUUGUCAAUUAUUUCAAAUUUAACAAAAACGAGAGAUGUGAAUGACAAAGAAUUAAAUUCCAACACAAGAUAUCGCUUAAAAACUGCAGCAAGUCCUAAAUAUGGAUCCAAUGAUGAAAAGGAAAACCAAGAAGGUAUCACUUUGUUCAACCGAGAACUACUUAACACCAAUAAAAUUAUAUCCAAAAUAGCAUCGUUAAAGUCUUACAAAUCAGGUUCGAACAAUUCACUUGCAGAAGUAAUCAAAAUUAUAUACCACUUGUCAAUAGAUCAAAUGAAACAGGGUCGAACAGAGUUGGUAAAACAAGGGGCAAUGACUAUUGUAUUAAACUAUCUAAUUAAUUUCAGUGAAAUGAAACGCCAAGGAAACUUAAUAACAGCUCUUCCCAAACCUAAGGAUGAAAUAGUUCAACAAUGCCGUACGUUUGCCAGUAGGUCUUUAGCUCGAAUGUUGAUUGUUGUUGAUCCUCAAACUGCAUUCACCAAGUACGAUUCAAGAGUUGCUAUACCAUUCUUAAAGGAAUUAUUAGGCCCAGAUAUAUCCCAAUAUCAAGGGGGCGACUCCGAUUCUUAUCUCCACGACAUGUCAUUAUUGGAUCACUUUGAAUGUUUGCUAGCGUUGACCAAUAUAGCAGCUACAGCCAAGCCAGAACUUAAACAUUAUAUGGUUACACAAUUAUUUGAUUCCUAUUUAGAUAAUUUCAUUAUUUCAGAAGACACCAAAAUUCGGAAAGCAAGCUGGGAAUUGAUUGCAAAUUUGAGCACAGAAAUCCCACUUUUGGUGAAAUUCUUCAACUGGGAUGCCGAGGCUGCCAGAAAACGAUUUGACUUAUCGAUGCAAUUGCUUCAAUCAGGUGAGGUGAAUUUACAGGCAACCAUUGCUAUUUAUUUGUUGCACUCUACGGAUAUUGAACCGCUAGCAGCACAGAUUGUCUCUGACGAUGACAAAUUCAAGACUCUCAUUGAUAUAUUGACGGACAUCUUUUCCACUCAACUGCAUGAAAAAAGCUUAAUUUUACCAAUGGAAUAUGUGCUAUUGAAUUUAGCGAUUGCUACUGCAAACCAUUCCGAAAAGAAUCUUUCCAGUUUAAGUACCAAUACGAGAUUGAAAAAUUGUUGCGGAAAUAUACUAAGAUCUGGCGGAGAAGAAGAACGAGAAGUAAUAAUCGAGGUAAUUAAAACAUGCCAAUUUAAAUAG